CUGUACUUAGCUUAAAUGAAACCUUGCGGAAGACUCGAUAGCCUUAAUGACCACUUUCAGUGACUAGACGUCAAAAUAGGAUGAAACGAGGUUCGAAACCGACGCCUGUUAAACGGCGAAGCGAAGGAAUCAAGGAAGCAGUACAAGAUCUAGAGCUGCUAUGUAUCAAAGAGGAGUAUACCGAUAUGGGGAGGGCAAAGGAGUUGUGCGACAAGAGAGUCGCUGAGUUGAAGAAAUCAAACGGAACUUUGGAGAAGGCAACUUGAGCACAAGCACAUUGUAACAUUUCAUGGAGUUGGCAUAGACAUUCAAGAGCGACAACUCGUUUCACUGGUUCUGGUGUUCGACUUGUGUAUCAGGAGCUUAGACAAACAAAUCUUUAAGUGCAUUCCAUGGAAGACGGCUAGUGCAGCAGUUGUGGGCAAAACAAAUUUUAGAUGCGCUUGAAUUCAUCCAUAGCAAGAGUGUUGUCCAUCGAAAUCUCGAGCUGGCCAAUAUUCUGAUUUCAAAACGUGAGCACAUCAAAGUUGCUGGCUUAGGUCUCGCAACCUUUAAAGACAAAAUCAUUAGCACAAUGUGUGGGACUCCUUUGUACAUGGCACCGGAAGUGAUGGAAGGCAAACUCCACAGUGCAGAGGUGGAUAUAUAGAGUUUUGGUCUCAUGAUGUGGGAAAUGUGGUUCGGGAAACGUGUCCUUACCGGACGUCGCCGUGAAGAUAUAUACAGACGAAUUAAAGACGAGCAUUAUCGUCCUCAAAUUGAGGCAAUCCGACCCAAGUUUGAGGCGAACAGCCUCAGAAUUGACUAGACGUCAAAAUGCCUGUUAGACGGCAAAGCGAAAGUUUCAUGGAAGUGGCGGAAGAUCUAGAGCUGCUAUGUAUCGAAGAGAAGGUUAACGACUUGGAGAGGGCAAAGGAACUGUGCGAAAAGAGAGUCGCAGAGUUGAGGAAAACAAACGGAACUUUGGAGAUGGGAUAUACGCGAAUCUUAGCCAAUAUAGAACAAACACUCGGUCGCCGAGAAGUCCUGAAAGAGCACUAUGAGAAAGUUAAAGACAACCUGCAGACAACUGAAGCAGUAAGCGAGACUGAAGUAAAUGACUUUCGGAAGGUGGCUGAGGCAUAUCUCAAGGAUCUCAGAACCAAGAGAUACACUGUUCUUAUUCUCGGAGAAACCAGCGCUGGCAAGAGUAGUCUUAUUAACCUCUUACUUGGAAAAAACAUCAUGCCAACCAGUAUCCAACAGAACACACUGACUAUAUGUGAAGUGUCAUAUGGACCGGCUGAAGAAGCUGUGCUGCACUUCGCUAAUAGACGCAAACCACCUCGUGUACUUACCGGGGACACAUUUGACAAGUUUAAAUAUUACAUUCAAGAGCCGAUAGAGAACGAAAACUGGUGCGAGUGGAUAGAGAUCAGGAUUCCAAAUCCAUUAUUAAAGGGCGGUGUAGUGAUAGUAGACAGCCCAGGAAUUGGCGAUUCAAAGCGUGUCAAUGAAAUCACCCUAAAAUAUUUGCGUCGAGCCCACGCUUUUAUCUACGUCAUAAACACUCCAAACGCCGGAGGAUUACAACAGGACAGGCUGAUGCCUAUCUUGAGUGAAUGGAUAAAACUCUACGAGGGAGAAGAUGAUUGUGGUAUCACUUCAGAAUCUGCUAUUUUUGUUUGUAACAAGUGGGACGAGGUGAAAAAGCAGUCCAACCGAAAUCAGGAGGAAGAUCCUGAAAGGAAAAUCAUCGACACUCUCAGGAAGAAUAUUCCCGAACUGGAUGAAAAAUUCCAAAUCAUUAAGAUGUCAGUCUCUAGAGCCACAGAAGUAAAAGAGAGAUUUGACGUGAUUGAUGAUGAUCUUAACAUUCUUGUGAAUCGAUUACAGCGUCUUCUGCCACUUUGCAUGGAGAGAAAAACAGAAUUCUUUUACUGCUGGAUCAGCGGCCAGCUCUGCAGCUUGUCCGAUCAGCUCAAAGGUGAAAUGCAAAAUGCCAAAAGGAACAAAGUAGAACGUCUCAAGGCUCGGGAAGAACUUGACGAGAAACUCAGCAAACUUAAACAAGGCACCUUCAUCCGAAAAUUUGAGGACGCCAUAACUUCCUAUGUGAAACAAGUACAAGAAAAACUUGCGUCCUACUUACAAUCUGAAGAAUUUAGAAGGAAAUUUUUCAGGUGGACAGAAGACGAUCUGCCUAAAACGGAAGGGGGUCAAAACUUUUCAAAGAUGGAAACAUUUAGCAGAUGCAUUGAACAACGAUUCGAAUAUACCCUCCAAAACUGGGAAAGCAAAGAGAAUGUUUUCUCCCAAGCACAUUUAGAACUGAAAGCACGGUUUGACAGAGGUUUCCUAGAGUUUGAGAGAGAAAUUCGAGACAUUGACCGUAUACUUGUUGGAGGUGACGUGGAGGACUACCGACCUUUUGAGAUUCGCCCGGGCCGGAUGUUCUCGCCAGUAGAUUCAAGAAUGAAAAAAUUUCUUGUGAUGACUGGCGUGAUUUUUUGGCCAGUUUUGAUGUCCGUAGGCCUCGUUGCAGGAGUUCUUUCUGCACCCAUCCUUGGGGUACUGGCGGUUGGAAGGCAUCUAAAGGAACAACAUCCAAAGACCAAUUGUUGUCAGACACUAAAAGACCUCUCAGCAAAGUUCCUCGAGGAUUUCAUCACUCACAAAAUCCGCAGUUAUGUCCAAGACAAAUUCAGCGAGGAGACGAAUCGCAUCGCCAGCAUCAAGAGGUGUCACCAGCAAUUAAUCACCAAAUACGAGCAACGAUGCAAAGACCUGACAAAGAGCGAAGAUGAAUCAAGGGACAAAGAGAUCCUAAAGAAGUACAGUCCACUGUACACAAACUUUAAGAACUUAAAUGAAGACUUGAUGUUCGAUGCAAUCCAAAAUGGAAUACAGGUGAUGAACCCACCUUGCCAACUCGAAGUGGGUAGAAUUCAGUACAAUGAGAGCGAAAGUAAGGCAUACGUUGGUGAAGGCAGCUUUAGUAAGGUUUACAAAGGAAGAUACUUUCCUCCUGGACGUGGAAGAAAAGAUAUUGCGGUCAAAAAGAUCCGGAAUCAUCCAGAUCCAUCAAAUGUUACCGCCUUUCUCAAAGAAGCAGCAAUGCUAAAGCAACUUGAGCACAAGCACAUCGUAACAUUUUAUGGAGUGGGCGUAGACGUUCAAGAGCGACAACUCGUUUCACUGGUUCUGGUGUUCGACUUGUGUAUCAGGAGCCUAGACGAACAAAUCUUUGAGAAUGACGCGUGCAUUCCAUGGAAAACGCCUAAUGCAGCACCUACGAUAAUUCUCUGGGCAAAUCAAAUUUUAGAUGCGCUUGAAUUCAUCCAUAGCAAGAAUGUUGUCCAUCGAGAUCUCAAGCUGGCCAAUAUUCUGAUUUCAAAACGUGAGCACAUCAAAGUUGCAGACUUAGGUCUAGCAACCUUUAAAGACAAAAUCACUGGCACAGUGUGUGGGACUCCUUUAUACAUGGCACCGGAAGUGAUGGAAGGCAAACUCCACAGUGCAAAGGUGGAUAUAUACAGUUUUGGCCUCAUGAUAUGGGAAAUGUGGUUUGGGAAACGCGUCUUUAUCGAACAACGUCUUGAAGAUAUUUAUAGACGAAUUAGAGACGAGCAUUAUCGUCCUCAAAUUCCCAAGGAUGGAAAUCUCCCUCCAGCAAAAUGGAUUGAGCUCAUGACAUCGAGUUGGCAAUCCGACCCAAGUUUGAGGCGAACAGCCACAGAAUGUAAGAACAUUAUUAAGACAAUUAAGCAUUAGUAUGUUAAGUGGGGUAAAGGUUAAUUUUUCUCCCUUUGCGUGUACAAUAAUUCUGAGUUAUUUUCGAACAACUGACAGCCACGUUCAGAUAAGUUAAUCCUCAUGGACCGAGAGAGAAGAUCGGGCGAGAUGAAAUAUAACUAGAAUUUUUGCUCGACCUGGCGAGAGAGCCUGGCCCUUUAGCCCGUCACGUAAAUUUUUGUAGUGAGCCGGGGGCGCCUUUCAUUUUCAUCGAUUGAUUGUUUGUCCUUGGGACUCCAAGCACGAGGCAUGUUUGGAUCAUUUAGCGUUCAUUACAUGAGAAUUGCAUUUGAAUUUUAUAACACUGUUGUUAUCAUUAUACGAAUAUUAAAAACCGUAAUUUUGGCAUCUUAUAACGGCGAGAAAAGUUACAAAGUAGAGUAACGAUAGUAGACAUCUGAGUUUUACUAUGAAGUUAAACAAUCUAGAUUGCUCAUUUGGGAAGAAGUAAAACAAGUGCCUUUAAAGCAGCGGCCAGGUUUCUGAUUUAAUUCCGCAACACAUGCUCGGUUAAAUCCUGCCGGUAUGUGAGGUUGAUUCAAAGACAUGGAACAUAAUUAUGUUGUAAACGAAACAAACCUAAGAAUUUUUUAGAUUAUCAUCAACAUUUUGGCUUUCCGGAAUUUAUCUCAUCGAUUAAUUUUUCUUUAUUCAUUAACGGUCAACGCAAGUAGCUUAAGCUCCCAGGAUUAGGCUCGGUAUAAAUAAUGUUGGUGUAAAUAUAUGUUAAUGUUACUCAAUAGGUGAAAUGUAAGGAUUUGUACGGGAGUAUAUGGUCACACUCAUAACCCAAAAAUCUGAAUUAGUUUUCAAUAAAAGCGCACUUGCAUCGCUUCUUUGUUUGUUUCUUUGCAUAUUGUGAGCUUUCUUGUCGGAUCUUCGACCGUUCAGCGCGUUUCUUGGUUCUCCUGAUUUACCCUUAAAGGAUUACAUAGUUCUCCCAAUACUCAACUGUCAGUCAAUGAAAGCUCUUCAUUGAGACAUUUCAGCCCAUG
Pocillopora verrucosa is the source of this 4769-nucleotide messenger RNA. RefSeq lists its product as uncharacterized. NCBI's taxonomy places the organism in Eukaryota, Metazoa, Cnidaria, Anthozoa, Scleractinia, Pocilloporidae. Gene Ontology annotation, biological process: protein phosphorylation. Gene Ontology annotation, molecular function: protein kinase activity; ATP binding. The record is from RefSeq and is a predicted model, not a curated record.